AAAGAAACAACUUGCAAAAAUAGACUUUUCCAAUUCAGGCCUUUUCCCCAAGGAAAACCUCGAUUUCGCUGAAAGCAUCAACGAGAAUGAGGCGAAAAUUCUGAAAGAGGUGUUCGAUAAACAUUCGACGUUCGAUGAAGUUGGUGAAAUGAUUGCGGCAGUUGAAGCAAAGUCACCGGAGCUGGGGAAAAGGAUGCGUAACGUGCUGGACAAGAACUGUUCACGGCUAAAUGGACUCAGUCCAAAAGCCAUUGACUACAGUAAAAAGUGUAUACAUUUUGUAACAAAUGUAAUGUGCAACAUGACACUCGGCAAGCAGCUCACCUUCGAAGAAGCAGAGAAAUUGCACAACGCCUUCAAGGUACGACAAUCAUUCUAUUUGAUAUAA
This is a messenger RNA of Haemonchus placei, 388 nucleotides long. The record is from the annotation of a GenBank genome assembly. NCBI's taxonomy places the organism in Eukaryota, Metazoa, Nematoda, Chromadorea, Rhabditida, Trichostrongylidae.